Molecule: messenger RNA, 435 nt
Organism: Bipolaris maydis ATCC 48331
Lineage: Eukaryota; Fungi; Ascomycota; Dothideomycetes; Pleosporales; Pleosporaceae
Biological process (GO): positive regulation of transcription by RNA polymerase II
Cellular component (GO): nucleus
Molecular function (GO): transcription coactivator activity
Source: RefSeq, a predicted model, not a curated record
AUGGCAUCCGAGAACACCGACUUUGUUGACGAGACGUCCAUCUCGCCUGUUCGCUCCUCGGAAAGGCGCAACAGUCUGGAGAAGCACCUGCAGCACCGUCCAGAACCCCAGGACCUCAAGAACAGGCACAUUCUGCUAGACACCACAACAGCUCCCGCCCUCCAAGCCAAAGCCCUCGAACUCGAGCGACAGCGCGCAACAGACAACCUCAAGCGCGGCCUCAACGCCCGUCCCGAGCGAGCCGAGCUCGUCGACCGCAACAUCCUGCCCAACUCGACAGCAGCGCCUGCCCUCCAGGGCCACCAGAAGGAGCUCGAAAUGCACAUGCGGGCUGAUAGCCUGGAGAAGGGCCUCCAGAACAGGCCAAGUCCGGAAGAGCUGGUCAAGAAGGGUAUUCUUGACGAGGACGAGAAUCCCGUCAAGGACAUUGCUUAA